ACGCGGACGCCUCUCUCUCCCCCUGCGCGUGUUUGGGUGAGCCACUCACCGCCAUUACAUCAUCUCACCCCCACGCACGAGCGCAUGGGCGCAGGGACUCUACACAGCCGGAAUCCCGUUCGUUUGAGACACAAAGAAGCUUGGAUAAACAGCGGCGGGACGUGAUGCCGCGUGAAUGAGCCGCGCGCGGAGAGGAGGGGGCAGAGGAGAGACUGCACCGUCAUCAGCACCAGUCCAGCUCCCUUUGUGUUUCCGCGGAGAAUGUGAAUGGCGAAACAUGACAUGGCAGAGGUAGAGCUGGCACCAAACGCGGCGGAGCCCCCCGGCGGCGCGCCCUCGUCCUCCGCGUUCCCGUACGAGGAGUACGAGUGUAAAAUAUGCUACAAUUACUUCGACCUUGACCGGCGCGCGCCCAAGAUAUUGGAGUGUCUGCACACGUUUUGCGAGGAGUGUCUGAACACGCUGCACCUGCGCGAGGAGCGGCCAUGGCGCAUCAGCUGCCCCGUGUGCCGCCACCGGACCCCCGUGCCCGACUACCGCAUCCAGAACCUGCCCAACAACACCAAGGUGACGGAGGACUUCCCGCUCUACAUCGACUCGGACCCCCUCCCUCAGGACGCUCUGCCCCCGUACCCCCCGCCUCUCCACCCGGCUCUCGUCGCCCUCCGCCGCGAGGAGGCAUCGGGCACGUCCAGCGUGAGCCACAGCCAGGCCACGCCGUCCACCACCGUGUCCACCGCCACCACGCUGUCCCAGGACUCCGUGCGCUACGACAGCUGUCAGAGCUGCAAGCGCGUGGCGCUGACCACGGGCUGCGUGUGCGUCAUCUUCUCCUUCCUGUCCAUGCUCGUGCUCCUCUUCAUGGGCCUGAUCUUUGUGCACAGCCACAGUAUCCCGCCCUCUCCAGCUGGACCCAUCUGCCUGUCCGUGGCCAGCAUCCUCGCCAUGUUCUCUGUGGUGGUCACGUGGCUCAUCUGCUGGCUCAAAUACAGACCGGACCACGACACGGGACGCGCGUCUGCCACCAGUAACUCCCGGAGAAACGCCUGACUCUGUCUGUUAUGGUGGUGUACAUAGACUUUGCUCCCUUUACUUUUAUAGGAACAGAACUUCCCGAAAUGGCCUUGUCUUAUACAAACACCGCGGGCCUUCAU
Messenger RNA from Periophthalmus magnuspinnatus, 1154 nucleotides. Its product is annotated as E3 ubiquitin-protein ligase RNF182. Bases 268 to 1050 code for a protein of 260 amino acids. Gene Ontology annotation, molecular function: ubiquitin protein ligase activity. The record is from RefSeq and is a predicted model, not a curated record. The transcript has a single exon. Lineage: Eukaryota; Metazoa; Chordata; Actinopteri; Gobiiformes; Gobiidae. Gene Ontology annotation, biological process: protein ubiquitination.